Corylus avellana is the source of this 2691-nucleotide messenger RNA. The record is from RefSeq and is a predicted model, not a curated record. Lineage: Eukaryota; Viridiplantae; Streptophyta; Magnoliopsida; Fagales; Betulaceae.
AUGGCAAACAAGUUGUGGGCAUUAGCUUGCAUUGGCCACGAGAGCCAUGGGAGCCUAUUGCCGCGGCCGCACUAUCCGUCGAUGCCAAAGUACCCAAAGGGUGUGUCCGGGGAAGAAAGCAGUGCGGAGCUGGGGCCGGAGGCCAAGGCCUUGUUCUCCGUCAUCGGGAUGACAUGCUCCGCAUGUGCCGGAUCUGUCGAAAAGGCCAUCAAGCGGCUUCCGGGGAUACGCGAGGCGGUCGUCGACGUCUUGAACAACAAGGCACAUGUCUUGUUUUAUCCUAGCUUCGUCAAUGUGGAGAACAUUCGUGAGACUAUUGAAGAUGUUGGAUUUGGGGCCACAUUGAUUGAAGAUGAGGUGAAUGAUAGAUCCACUCAAGUGUGCCGAAUGCGCAUAAAUGGAAUGACUUGCACAUCUUGCUCCUCCACUGUUGAAUCAGCUUUGCAAGCAAUCCAUGGUGUACAAAAGGCGCGGGUGGCCUUAGCAACUGAAGAAGCAGAGGUUCAUUAUGAUCCAAAGGUUGUGAGCUCCAACAAGCUAUUGGAAACCAUAAAAGACACUGGAUUUGAAGGCAUACUUAUUAGUUCAGGAGAAGACAUAAGCAAAAUAGAGCUCAAAGUUGAUGGUGUACGUACUUGUCGUUCCAUGAGAAUAGUCGAAGAGUCUCUUCAAGCACUUCCAGGCGUUCAAGAUACAAUAAUAUUUCCGGAACUCAAUAAAAUAUCCCUUUCUUACAAACCAGAUAUGACAGGACCGAGAACUUUCAUUAACGUGAUUGACUCAACUGGAUCAAGACGUUUCAAAGGUAGUAUAUAUCCUGAAGGAGGAGGAAGAGAAACUCAUAGAGGGGAGGAAAUUAAGCAAUACUACAGAUCCUUUUUGUGGAGUCUGAUUUUUACAAUUCCUGUAUUUCUUACCUCCAUGGUCUUUAUGUAUAUUCCUGGAAUCAAGCAUGGAUUUGAUACCAAGGUAGUCAAUAUGAUGAGUGUUGGUAUGCUUUUGAGGUGGGUGCUAUCAACUCCAGUGCAGUUCAUCAUAGGCCGGCGAUUCUACAUUGGAUCCUACAAGGCAUUACGCCAUGGUUCUGCUAAUAUGGAUGUUUUGAUUGCAUUAGGAACAAAUGCAGCUUAUUUCUAUUCAGUCUACUCUGUGUUGAGAGCCACUACCUCUAAAGAUUUCAAGGGUACUGAUUUCUUUGAGACUAGCUCAAUGCUUAUCUCAUUUAUUCUACUUGGCAAGUAUUUAGAGGUUUUGGCUAAAGGAAAGACAUCAGAGGCCAUUGCUAAACUUAUGGACUUGGCACCCGAGACAGCAAUAUUGUUAACCUUGGAUGCUGAGGGAAAUGUCGUGACUGAUGAAGAAAUUGACAGUCGGUUGAUACAAAAGAAUGAUGUGAUUAAAAUUAUUCCAGGAGCAAAAGUAGCUUCUGAUGGUUUUGUUAUCUGGGGUCAAAGCCACGUAAAUGAGAGUAUGAUAACAGGAGAAGCACGGCCAGUGGCAAAAAGGAAGGGUGAUACUGUAAUUGGAGGCACUCUGAAUGAGAAUGGGGUGUUGCACAUAAAAGCAACACGAGUAGGAUCAGAGAGUGCUCUUUCACAGAUUGUACGACUCGUUGAGUCAGCCCAGUUGGCUAAAGCACCAGUUCAGAAGUUUGCUGACCGCAUUUCUAAAUACUUCGUGCCCCUGGUCAUUAUACUUUCAUUUUCAACUUGGCUUGCCUGGUUUUUAUCUGGAAAAUUCCAUGGGUACCCAGAAUCUUGGAUUCCAUCUUCCAUGGACAGCUUUGAGCUUGCACUCCAGUUCGGGAUAUCUGUCAUGGUCAUAGCCUGCCCUUGUGCUCUAGGCCUAGCAACACCCACCGCUCAAUGGAUCGCCCAAAUCAACGAUUCAGAUUUCAUCAAGAUUCAUCUCGACGGCGACAGAGAACGCGAUCUCAUUGUGCAGACAUGGAACUAUAAGGCUGAUCGGCCGCUAAAUUACUACUUGGUGAAAAAAUACAAGAAAUUACCCUCUGUGCCAACCGUAGGCGAUCCUGGUCUCCGAUCCAAUUUUGCAUUCGGGUAUGACUCAAUCAACGACGAUUACAAGGUUUUAAGGAUUUCCGUUGAAGUUCACGUAUAUAGUCUGAAAGCACAUUCUUGGAGAAGAGUAGAAAGCGAAUCCCCUUACAGGGAAUCGCGUAUUUCUUUGGGGCCGGUUUCUUUGAACGGUGCUUUGAUUUGGUUGGUUGAGAGCGCGAAUAGAGGGAUUCGCCUUCUCUCAUUCCAUCUCGCGACGGAGAUAUUCUAUAUUCAGACGCUUACGCUUCCGGUUGAACCGCAAAAUUUGGAGGUUUUGGGAGGAUCGCUGUGUGUUUCCGCAUAUAGACGGGAGGCACAGGCCACUGACUUUUGGAUGAUGAAGGAGACUAGUUGGAAGGAGACUAGAUGGAGCCUCCUUUUUACUGUGCCUCUGACUACUUUCCAGCGAGUAGUGUUCUCGCCGGACGGCCAAAAGGUUCUGAUGGAGAUGAAUUACGAGAAGAAUCCGUUUUCGGCUGAUAUGAUGGAUAUGGAUUAUGAGAAGAAUCUCUUUUGGUAUGAUAUAAAAAAAAAGGCAGGCAGUUUUACCCUGAAGCAUAUUCGCAACAAGAUUUGGACAGGGACUUGUGAGGAAAGCCUCCUUCUCCUCGAUGGUGAUAGUAUCUAUUGA